Pelodiscus sinensis (Chinese soft-shelled turtle) is the source of this 957-nucleotide messenger RNA. The record is from RefSeq and is a predicted model, not a curated record. Lineage: Eukaryota; Metazoa; Chordata; Testudines; Trionychidae.
AUGGUGGGUUUCAAUAGCACCAGCUUCCAGCCUGCGACGUUCCAGCUGACCGGGUUCCCAGGCCAGGAGGCGGCUUACCACUGGAUCACUAUCCCCUUCCUUGUGUUAUACGUCACUGCCAUGGUGGGGAAUUGCCUUGUUCUCUGCAUUGUCUGGGCAGACCGGCGUCUCCACCAGCCCAUGUAUCUGUUCCUUUGCAUGUUGUCAAUCAAUGACCUCGGGAUGUCUUUGUCAACUCUGCCCACCGUGCUCGGCACCUUCCUCUUCCAUUUCACAGACAUCGCUUUCCAUGCGUGUCUAGCCCAGAUGUUUUUCAUUCACUCCUUUUCCUUCAUGGAGUCGGGGAUUUUAUCGGGGAUUUUACUGGCCAUGGCGUUCGAUCGCUUUGUGGCCAUCUGUAACCCGCUGCGCUACGCAGCCAUCUUGACCCACCCCAGGAUCGUGAGAAUCGGGCUGGCUGUUGUAUUUAAAAGUACUGUCAUGAUCUUCCCUUCCACCUUUCUGAUUAAACGGCUGCCAGUCUGCAGAAGCAAUGUCCUCUCCCAUGCCUACUGCUUGCACCCGGACAUGAUGGGGUUGGCAUGUGCUGACACCACCAUCAAUAACAUCUAUGGAUUGUUUGCCAUUGUCGUCACGUAUGGUGUAGAUUCACUGUUCAUCAUGCUCUCUUACAUUAUGAUUCUGAAGACGGUUUUAAAUAUUGCAUCCCACGAGCAGCGCCUCACGGCCCUGAACACUUGCAUCUCCCACAUCUGUGCUGUCUUGCUCUUUUAUGUCCCAAUAAUUGCUGUCUCAGUUUUGCACAGGUUUGGAAAAAGUGCCCCUCGUCUGUUGCAUAUUCUUAUGUCCUAUGUCUACCUCUUUGUCCCCCCUGUGUUAAACCCCAUCGUUUACAGUGUGAAAAUGAAGGAAAUUCACAAGAGGAUCUUCCGAGUAUUCUCUCGGGAUGGAAUGUGA